Messenger RNA from Dovyalis caffra, 330 nucleotides. The record is from the annotation of a GenBank genome assembly. Lineage: Eukaryota; Viridiplantae; Streptophyta; Magnoliopsida; Malpighiales; Salicaceae.
AUGAAGGCAGAGAGCAAAGACUUCGCUCCCAACACCGAUCCUUGGGGAUUAAAAUCUAGGAUUAAAAAAAAGAUUUGCCUAUUGUAUAGAAAAGAAAGGGAGAUCGAUUCCAUCUUUCUACUGGGGGAGAUUCUGCCCGAUAAUGUGGAAUCGCCAGGUUCGCUUCUUGCUUCUCUGGGCUUUCACUGUUUCCCCCUCAACGCUCUCCCUAAUCUUCUACGGUCACAGAUUUUUGAAUCUCUCACAAAUUCCUCAACGCAACAGCCUUGGCAAAAAGCUUCAUCGCGUUAUAUAGCCUGUUAUAACCUGUCCCAUCCCGCGGAAGAGUAA